AUGGCCGUUAGUGACAAGAAUUUCAAUGAGAUGAUGACCCACAACAAAAUGCUCGAAAACCAAAUUUCUCAACUUGCUAAUGCUUUGAAAGACCAAGAAAGACCUUUUUCUUUACCUUCCCAAGGCCUAGGUCCCAAGAAACCCGUGAAUGCUAUUGUUACAAGGAGUGGUAAGGUUCUUGAGGAGAGAUUUCCUAGGAGGAGUGAAGACAAGGAGGUCCCCAAGGAAGCUUUGGUUGAGAAUGGGGGAGAUAGAGCAUCUCUAGAUGAGGUUGUGGUUGAGACACCAAGAGAGGUGAGAGUAGAGAAAGAGAUUGUGAAACCCAAGUUCCGUUAUCCCCAAAAAUUCAUGAGACACACAUUGGAUGAGCAAUUUGGGAGAUUUAUUGACAUGCUCAAACAACUUCACCUUUCUCUACCUUUCACCGAUAUGAUCAACCAAAUGCCUAACUAUGCCAAAUUCCUCAAAGACAUUUUGAGUGGGAAGAGGACUUGUGAUGUUGUUGAGACUAUUAUUUUUACUGAAAAUUGUAGUGCGAUCAUCAUGAACAAAAUGCCACCCAAGUUGAAAGACCCCGGAAACUUCUCCGUCCCUUGUGUUAUUAACAAGAUGCAAAUUAAUAAUGCCCUAUGUGACUUAGGAGCUAGUGUAAGCCUAAUUCCAUAUUUGUUUUAUCAAAGACUUGAUCUAAGGGAACUAUUACCUUCUAACAUAACCUUGCAACUAGCCGAUAGGUCAAACAAGUUUCCAAAAGGUAAAGUCGAAGAUGUUCCAUUGAGGGUUGGGAAGUUUGCGUUCCCGGUGGAUUUUGUUGUUCUAGAAAUGGAUGAAGAUGCUACCAUUCCUAUCAUUCUAGGUAGACCCUUUCUUGCUACCUUGGGUGCUAUGAUAGAUGUCAAGUGUGCAAAGAUUUCCCUUAAGGUAGGCGAUGAGGUCAUAGAAUUCGAUUUAAAUGAAAGCAUGAAAUAUUCAAGUUCUUCUCUUGAAAAUUACAUGAUAAUUGACUCUCUUGAUCAUGUUGUGUCUUCCAUGCAUGAGAAAUUGAUCACCUCUAACGAUGCUCUUGAGAAUGUUUUGUUGAACAAAGAUAAGCUAGGUGCACCAUGCAAGAAGAUGGCAUUGUAUGAUGAAUUUCUUAAUGGAAACACGGAGGAAGUGGGUAAACAAUUGUGCUUGAAGAUCUCAAGUCAUGAAGCUUUGCAAGCGGCCGCAACAAAAGAAGGUAAAGGUGUGCCUAUGGUAGAGCUCAAACCUCUACCAUCACACCUUAUGUAUGAAUUCUUAGGCCGAAAUUCCACUAACCCCGUAAUUGUUAGUGCAUCCUUGAGCGAGAGCCAAGCUCAAGCGUUAUGUUGUGUCUUGAGAAAGAAACAAGGUGCUUUGGGCUAUACUAUUGAUGAUCUUAAGGGUAUAAGCCCUGCUUUGUGUACACACCACAUAACGCUUGAGGAAGGCACCCUUCCUUCUAUUGAACGAUAA
Molecule: messenger RNA, 1479 nt
Organism: Chenopodium quinoa (quinoa)
Lineage: Eukaryota; Viridiplantae; Streptophyta; Magnoliopsida; Caryophyllales; Amaranthaceae
Exons: 1
Coding region: 1-1479 (492 amino acids)
Source: RefSeq, a predicted model, not a curated record